This is a messenger RNA of Triticum urartu, 1882 nucleotides long. RefSeq names its product heat shock cognate 70 kDa protein-like. Gene Ontology annotation, molecular function: ATP binding; ATP-dependent protein folding chaperone. Lineage: Eukaryota; Viridiplantae; Streptophyta; Magnoliopsida; Poales; Poaceae. The record is from RefSeq and is a predicted model, not a curated record.
CCCAAUCCUCACGCUCGAUCGCGCCUGUACUUCUGCACUCUUCGUUUUCCUCUGCUCGGCAUCUGUCGCGUGAACAUGGCAGCUGGCACUAAGGGCGACGGCCCGGCGAUCGGCAUCGACCUCGGGACGACCUACUCCUGUGUGGCCGUGUGGCGGCCGGUGCACCAACGCGUGGAGGUCAUCGCCAACGACCAGGGCAACCUCACCACGCCUUCCUGCGUCGCCUUCACCGACACCUGGCGUCUCAUCGGCGACGCGGCCAUGAACCAGGCUGCCAUGAACCCCGUCAACACCGUCUUCGAUGCAAAGCGGCUGAUCGGUCGACGCUUCAGCGAAGAGUCGGUGCAAGGAGAUAUGAAGUUGUGGCCUUUCAAAGUCAUUUCAGGCCGUAGCGAUCGACCAAUGAUCGUGGUGAAGUACAGGGGCGAGGAGAAGCAGUUCGCUGCUGAAGAAAUAUCCUCCAUGGUGCUUGUCAAGAUGAGGGAGACAGCGGAGACCUACCUUGGCACCACGGUGAAGGAUGCUGUCAUCACCGUGCCAGUCUACUUCAACGACUCGCAGCGCCAGUCCACCCUCGAUGCUGGUGCCAUUGCUGGCCUCAACGUCACGCGCAUUAUCAACGAGCCCUCCGCCGCAGCCAUCGCCUACGGUCUCGACGAUACUUCUGCUAAUGGUGAAGCUAAGACGGUGCUCAUAUUUGAUUAUGGUGGUGGCACCUUGGAUAUCUCUGUCAUCAAAAUUGACAAUGGUACCUUUAAUGUCAAGGCCACGUCUGGUGACACCCACCUUGGAGGGGAGGAUCUCAACAACCGGAUGGUGGAGCAUUUCGUGCAGGAUUUCUUGAAGAAACACAAGAGUGACCUCAGAAGCAACCCGAAGGCGCUGAUGCGGCUCAGGACUGCUUGCGAGAGGGCCAAGAGGAUGUUGUCUUCCACGGCAGAGGCUAAGAUCGAGAUCGACUCCCUCCACGACGGCAUUGACUUCUACGCGACCAUCACCCGCGCCCGGUUCGAGGAACUCAACUUGGACCUCUUCAGCAAGUGCAUUAUGCAUGUGGCGAAGUGCCUUGGCGACGCCGAGAUGGACAAGUCACAGGUCCAUGACGUUGUGCUUGUGGGUGGCUCCACCAAGAUCCCCAAGGUGCAGCAGCUGCUGCAGGAUUUCUUUCACGGGAAGAAGCUCUGCAAGAGCAUCAACCCCGACGAGGCCGUCGCCUACGGCGCUGCUGUCCAAGCCGCCAUCCAUAACGGCCAGUACAACCAGAAGGUGAAGGACUUGGUCCUUCUCGAUGUCACGCCGCUGUCGCUCGGGAUAGAGUUGGUAGGUGGUGUCAUGAGCGUGGUGAUACCCAGGAACACUACCAUCCCGGCCAAGAAGGAGAGGGGUUAUACAACCGACGUUGACUACCAGACCGCCGUGCCCUUCUCGGUGUACGAGGGGGAAGCAGGGUUGGUCAAGGAUAACAAUCUGCUCGGCAUGUUCAAUCUCACUGGCGUCCCUCCAGCGCCGAGGCUCGUGCCAAAGCUCAAUGUGACGUUCGAAAUCAAUGCAAGUGGCAUCCUGGAAGUAACGGCGGAGGAAAGGCCGACCGGAAACAAGAACAGCAUCACCAUCACCAACGACAAGGGCGGGCUGAGCAAGCAAGAGAUUGAUAGGAUGGUUCGUGAUGCCAACAAGUACUAGUCCGACGACAAGAGAAAAAAGUGAAGGAACGAUCAUGGCCAUGAGGGUCCUGAAGCUUGUUUAAUCCUAAAAUCACUCUGCUUUUGAUUUACCAUGGAUGCUUAUUAGUACCGGUACUAUUCUGCAACUUCUGGCAUUGCGCAUGUGCAUGUUCGUCCUAGCCUGGCUUGUGUUUACUGUUAUUUUGUUUUGUGAACCA